Pocillopora damicornis (cauliflower coral) is the source of this 446-nucleotide messenger RNA. Its product is annotated as mitochondrial inner membrane protease subunit 2. Gene Ontology annotation, cellular component: membrane; mitochondrial inner membrane peptidase complex. Gene Ontology annotation, molecular function: serine-type endopeptidase activity. NCBI's taxonomy places the organism in Eukaryota, Metazoa, Cnidaria, Anthozoa, Scleractinia, Pocilloporidae. The record is from RefSeq and is a predicted model, not a curated record.
AUGCUGAAAAGCAUUAACUACAAAAAGGAGAUUUUGAAAAUUUCUAAAGGGCAUUGCUGGGUGGAGGGUAACAAUCACUCUCAUAGUCAUGACAGCAAUUCUUUUGGACCGGUGACUGUUGGAUUAAUCCAAGGAAAAGCAACGCGCAUUGUGUGGCCUCCCAAAAGAUGGCAAAGGUUGGAGAAGAUCACUUGCGAUGAAAGACUCGAGCUCCAAGGGAAAUUUUCAAUUUCGGAAGAAGAAAAGACCGGCGAACAUUCGAUCAAGUCACAAGUUGAUAAAGAGAACGGAAUUAGUACGGCGUGUAGAUCUUACAGCGUAGUGGACGAUUCUGGUUCUGUUACUGAAUUCUCAUGCGACUUGAGCAGUUGACCCAUAAUGGAAACUUAGGCGAGAUUGAUUUUAGCAUUUAGAAAAUAAGAAGGACUCGAAUUUCUUCAAGUUCU